This is a messenger RNA of Saccostrea cuccullata (small rock oyster), 828 nucleotides long. RefSeq names its product transcription factor EB-like. Gene Ontology annotation, molecular function: protein dimerization activity; DNA-binding transcription factor activity, RNA polymerase II-specific; RNA polymerase II cis-regulatory region sequence-specific DNA binding. The record is from RefSeq and is a predicted model, not a curated record. Gene Ontology annotation, cellular component: nucleus. Gene Ontology annotation, biological process: regulation of transcription by RNA polymerase II. Bases 1 to 828 code for a protein of 275 amino acids. The transcript is spliced from 7 exons. Lineage: Eukaryota; Metazoa; Mollusca; Bivalvia; Ostreida; Ostreidae.
AUGUUUUCGACUAUAGAAGAUGACGAGUGCGGUGACAUCUUCAGAAUUCCAAGGCUUUCUCAAGGCUUACAUGAAGCUAUAACAAAUAUAAGCAAAAUUGAAGACGUUGACAAUGUUAUUGACGAUAUUAUGAAAUCUAUUCAUAUGGAUGGAGCACACGUAGAUGAACUUCACUGUGUUGAUCAGGUCGUACAGUUUGAUAAGGACAAAGGCAUUCUUACAAGUUGUUGCAAUCCUAAUGAGAAAAACCCCUCAACAUCCAGUUUCCAAUCAAGAAAUUCUGUAAAACAGUUGGAAGAGAGGUUAUUAAGAGAAGAGAGAGUUCGAAAGGAAAAACACAAUAUAAUUGAACGUAGAAGAAGAUUCAAUAUAAAUGAUAGAAUAAAGGAACUGGCAUCACUUUUGCCCAAACCAGCACACGGUAUUAUGACAUUGAAUAAAGGAUCGACUCUGAAAGCAUCCGUUGAAUAUAUAAAGAAAAUGAAGGAAGAGAAAGAGAUCCUGGAAGCACAUAACAGAAAUUUGGAAUCUAAAUAUAAGAAUUUGGUAGUGAAAUUGUUAACAAGACAAUUAGAGGUCGAAAGGAAACUGAACGAAGUAAAAGUUAAUGGUAUGAAAACAAAAACGAACAUGCCACGAGUGCCAUGUGCUUUUGAAUCCAUGAAAUUCAAUAGUUCAGAUGCUUCAGCUACAAUAGACAAAGCCAUAAAUGUAACUGAGGGAGAGGCUUGUUCAUCUAAAUCUGGUUUCAAACCUUUGAAUCAAAGACAAAAGAAAAUGUCAGCAGGUCAACUAUAUGUGACCACGGAUAUCCUUGGAACUUUAUAA